UCCCCACCUUUGGCUCCAUCGGCCAGUCCCACUCCUCCUUGCAACCCCACCCUCGCACCCCUCUUCCGCUUCGAAGAUGGCAAAGGGACCUAAGAGAGCCUCGAAGAGGACCUCGACCAAGCAGCGUGUCAAGGUCGAGAAGAAGGUCCGCGAGCACCACCGCAAGCAGCGCCGAGAGGCAAAGAAGAACCCUCAAUGGCGUACCAAGAAGCAGGCCGACCCGGGCAUUCCCAACUCCUUUCCCUACAAGGAGCAGCUCCUGGAUGAGAUUCAGAUGAGGAGAGAUCGGGAGGAACAGCGAAAGUUGGAGGAGAGAGAAAGGAGGAUUGCAGAGAGGAAGAAGGGCAAGGCGCCUGCUUCGGAUGACGAGGACGAAGACGAUGAGGACGAUGCCAUGCUGGCGAACGAGGAGGAGGAGGAGUCGCCUGCUCUCGCCAAGCCCACCAAUGCGCCUGUCUAUACCGGAUCGCUACAGGAGCUACUUGACGAUGAUGAGGUCAAGAACAUUGUGUUUGCUCUAGACGCUAGGGAUCCUGAGGCGUGGAGGUGCGAGCAGGUGGAGAGCGCCGCAAAGGGCAAGGGCAAGGCUGUCCAUCUGGCCGUGACGAGGUGUGACCUAGUCCCCCUCGAGGCCCUCGUCUCGCACUUGCACACCCUCACGACAUCGUCAUCAUCACCAAUCCACACCGUCUCUGCCCGUUCUGCUGGAGGAGCUUCCUCCCUCAUCGGUACACUCAAAGGCAAAGGCGGCUCGGCCUUUGUGGGCUUUGAAAAUUCUGGCCGCUCCGCUCUGGCCACUCUAGCUUCCAACGAGCUGGGCGAGAAUGGCUCUGUGAAGGUCUACGAUACGACGCAUCUACUACCCAUUAGGCGCAGCAGCACCAGUGAGGAAGACGACGACGAAGACGAGGAGCUAGAGGACGAGGACGAGGAAGAAGAUGAGGAGGAUGCCUAUGAUGGUUCGGACGACUUCGACUCGCAGCGUAGCAACGCCUACCGUCUGCUCAUGCGGAAUAAAGGCAAAGUGGAGAGGACAAAAGACCCCCUGCCGCUGCUUUGGGCUCUGCUUCCCUUGGUCUCGCAAAGCGAGGACCUGAUGCUGCUCUACAAUGUCCCAGCAUUCGGCUCCUAUCGUCCGUCGCUUCCCCCUACGGACGGGGACCUGACUGAGACAGAGAAAGACCUUCACGCCCGGUCUGAGCUCAAUAACAAGAUCUGCAAAGACACAGAGGAAUUCUUGAUCGGCCUAGCCAGGGUGCAAGGCAGAGCAAGGAAGCACGGCAUCCCAGACGUGACUGCUGCUGCUCGCGUGGUGCUGCGAGACUGGAGCGCUGGGUGCUUAGGCUACUACACUACUGCUAGCGGAUGGACUAAGAUUGCCAAGGCGGAGAGGGAGCAGAUCACUCUCAAGAUUCGGGCAGACUUGGAGAAGAAAGGCCUUGGCAAGGUGGUGCAGAGCAGGAAGGACUGGAGGAAGUCUUUCAUCGAGGCGCAAAAGGAGAGGAGGGACCUGCACCCCAGCCCGGCUGUGGGUGAGCUGAGGCUGAAGUCGGCUGGUCGAGGAGCUCUUGCAGGGCUGGAAGCCGAGUCUUUUGAGUUCUGGCGACCACGGGAGAUCAUUCAAGAUGUCGAGGAAGAUGAGGAGGAUGAAGAUGAGAUCGAGGGCCUCAUGGCCAGUGACGAUGAAGAGGGAGAUGAUGAAGAGAUGUUCGAUGAGGACGAGGAGGAAGACGAAGAUGAAGAGGAGGAGGAGGAAGCAGAGGCAGUUCCUCUGCCCAAGUCCGCCCUGAGGCAAGCCUCCCGCCAGGCAAAGGCAAAGUCGCUGGCGGCUCUCGGCCCUGUCGUGUCUGCGAAGAAGAGGGUGAGGGUGGUAGAGCCGAGCAAGAAGGAGAAGAGAAGGACAGGAUGAGCAGAGCUGCGUCGUCCUCAUUCUUACCUUGUCCACACGUAUUCUGGCUGCAAUCUGUACUUCUCACUGACGCACGCGCCCACCCAAAAUCCCGCAACGUCUCAAAAUCC
Microstroma glucosiphilum is the source of this 2019-nucleotide messenger RNA. RefSeq lists its product as hypothetical. Gene Ontology annotation, cellular component: nucleolus. The record is from RefSeq and is a predicted model, not a curated record. The transcript is spliced from 2 exons. Lineage: Eukaryota; Fungi; Basidiomycota; Exobasidiomycetes; Microstromatales; Microstromataceae. Bases 77 to 1909 code for a protein of 610 amino acids.